UUUGGCUAAAGUUUACUGGUAUUCGCCUUGACCAUUACAUAACUGCUUGGUAACCAUGUCUCAACCUCCAGUUCGUGUGUCUCCGCUUAUCAAAUUCGGCAGAUGGUCGUUGCUCCUGGUCGGCAUUGCUUAUGGCGCAGCUCAUCAGAGCCGGUUAUCCAAGAAGGAGGAGAAGGUGCGUGCUAUUGAGGCGCAACAGAAAGCAGUUCGUGAUGCCAAGAUAGCCGAGGAGAAGAAGCGUAGUGCCGACGCCGAGGCGAAGGCUUUGGCUGAACUUUCAAAGCCAACUCCCAAGUAGACUCUUUAAACCAAACCACGUACACAUGUUAUACAUAAUUCGUUAAGUCCAGAACAGCAACGGCUCCAGCAGCAAACAAAAUUAUUUAAUGUUCUAGCCGAAAGAACACACAUCAAUAGCAGCUAAGGACAGUGGUAUCAUAUGCUUUCAGUCUUAAACAGUCGUUCUUGUGUGUUUUCCUACAAGUUUCUUUAAAAUGUAUGCUAGUGCAAACUAAAUGAAUGACACUACAUUAUGUAAAACA
Scaptodrosophila lebanonensis is the source of this 542-nucleotide messenger RNA. It is a transcript of the gene ATPsynE, whose product is annotated as ATP synthase subunit e, mitochondrial. Gene Ontology annotation, molecular function: proton transmembrane transporter activity. Gene Ontology annotation, biological process: proton motive force-driven ATP synthesis. The record is from RefSeq and is a predicted model, not a curated record. Bases 56 to 298 code for a protein of 80 amino acids. The transcript is spliced from 2 exons. NCBI's taxonomy places the organism in Eukaryota, Metazoa, Arthropoda, Insecta, Diptera, Drosophilidae.